AUGAGCCAAUUCUCUAAAAAACCAAGAAAGUGGAUGUCCCCAUUAGAAAUCAAAGCUAUUGUUGGAGAAAUGAAUAAUAAACUACAAAACUUUAACAUUAACACAGUGUAUGACGUUAAUAGAAGAUUGUAUGUAAUUAAGUUAUCAAAAACAGAUUGUAAAGAAUUUAUUGUUAUCGAGUCAGGAGUUAGAGUUCAUCUAACAGAAUAUAACAGAGAGAAAUCAGACUUUCCAAAUAACUUUACUUCUAGACUAAGAAAAUAUUUAAAUAAAAAGAAAUUAAUUAAAAUUAAUCAAAUAGGUAAUGAUAGAGUCAUUGAAUUAGUAUUUGGAAAUGCUACUGAACGUUAUUCAUUAAUAGUUGAUUUAUAUUCUAAUGGUAACAUUUGUUUAUGUGACCAAGAAUAUAAAAUUCUUUUAACAUUAAGAAAUUUUACAUUUGAUAAAACUGGAGAUAAAGUUGCUGUAGGAGAAAAGUAUCCUCUUCAUCUUCUAAGUGAUGCAAAUGGUAUUAAUGAAUUAAAAAAUAUAAUAAAAGAAUAUGACACAAUUUUUACAUCUGAAAGUAUGAAAGGAUGGACUUUAAAACAAUUAAUAAAUUAUACCAGUGAUUUUGGACAACAACUUAGUGACCAUUGUUGUAGUCAAUUUGGUAAAGAAAGUAGUAAAACAAAAAGACUUGAAGAAUUUAAUGAAGAAGAAAAGAGUUUAAUGAAAAAGAUUCUUGAAGAAGCAAUAACACGAUAUGAGAAAAUUGAUUCAGGUAAAUGUAAAGGAUAUAUUUUCUAUCAUGAGACAAAUAAAAAGAAAUAUUAUGAAGAAGUUAGUUGUGAUAUUUUCUAUCAAGAUAGUAAAAGGAAAUAUAUUGAAUUUGAAAGUUUUGAAAAAGCAAUGGAUGAAUUUCAUAGUCAUAUUGAAAAACAAGAAUAUGAAGCAGAAGUAGAAAAGAAAGAAAUGAUUAUGAAAAAGAAAAUUCAAGCUGUUAUUGAUGGACAUCAAAAAAGAUAUCAAGGGUUAUUAGAUAAAGCUGAAACAUUAAAAAAUGAGGCUGAAGCAGUUGAAGAGAAUAUUCAAGUUGUUGAUCAAUUAAUUCAAGAAAUUAAUGUAUUCUUAAAAGAAAAAAUGAAAUGGGAACAGAUUGAAGGCAUUAUUGAAUCAUUAAAAGAAAAUGAUCCAACGUCUAUUGCAAAAUAUAUUAAAAGAUUUGAUUUUAAAAAUGAAGUUGUUGUAUUAGAAUUAAAACAUACAAAUGAAGAUAAAAUUAUAGAAGUAGAAGUCGCAUUAAACAAAAAUGGUUUUGAAAAUAUUCGUAAUUUUUAUGAAAUGAGAAAGAAUAUAUUAGCUAAAGCAGAAAAAACAAUGGAAAGUAAAGAUUUAGCAAUUAAACAAGCUGAGAAUAAACAAGAAAGAGUAGCAAAAGAAAAGAAAAUAACUUUAGUAGAUGUAAAGAAAAUGAGAAAAAGGUUUUGGUUUGAGAAAUUCCAUUGGUUCUUAUCAAGUGAAAAUUUUAUUAUUAUAAGUGGUAAAGAUGCUUUACAAAAUGAUGUCAUAUAUCGUAGAUAUAUGAAAAGUACUGAUGUAUAUGUUCAUGCUGAUAUUCAUGGUGCUGCUUCUUGUAUUAUUAAAGGAAUUCCUGGUAAAACUAUUGGAGCUCCUACCUUAGAACAAGCUGGUAAAAUUGCUGUAUGCAGAUCUUCUGCUUGGACUUCAAAAAUUGUUACUUCUGCAUGGUGGGUAUAUAGCGAUCAAGUAAGUAAAACAGCACCAUCAGGAGAAUAUCUUACUACUGGUUCAUUCAUGAUUAGAGGAAAGAAAAAUUAUCUACCACCUGUUCCAUUAGUUUUUGGUAUUGGAAUUAUGUUUGCUGUUGAAAAGGAGGAUAAAGAAAACCAUGAAGAAGUUAUUCAACAAGAGACAAAAGAGGUUCAACAAAAAGAAAAUGUGGAAAGUGUCAUUAAAAUCUCUGAGCAAGAGAGAGAUAAAGAACAAAAAGAAGAAAAACAAGAAGUUGUUCCAGUUCAAGUAGAAAAAGUCAAUGUUAAGAAUUUAGAAGUUAAAGAAAAAGAUGAAGGUAAAGUCACUAUUGAAGAAAUCCAAUUUAAAAAAGUAGAAUUUUCAAGUAAAAAAGAAGAAGAAGAGGCUAGACUACAACAAAAAAUAGAGAAGAAAAAACGUACUGAAAAAAGAAAAGAGAUUGAAGAUAAAAAGAAGAAGGAUGAAGAGGAAAAGAAAAAGAAUAAACCUGUUCGAGGUAAAGCUGGAAAAAUGAAAAAACUUAAGAGAUAUGAAGAUCAAGAUGAAGAAGAUCGUAAAAAAAUGGAAGAACGAAUUGGUCAUAAAUUUAAUGUUAAAGAAGAAGAACAACCAAAAGAAGAUAUCAAAAAAGUUGUUCCUAUUCAAUGCUUCUUUUGUGGUUCAACUGAACACUUGGCAAAAGACUGUCCUAAAAGAAAAGAAGAGUUAAAGAAAAAACAAGAAGAAAAAAUAAAAGAACGAAUGGAAGAAGAAGAAGAGAUUGAUGACGAAGAAAUGUCUGUCAAUGACACAAUUUUUGUAGGUGAAUUAGUUGAGGGAAUGAAUGUUAAAUUUGCUGUUCCAGUUUGUGGGCCAUAUGAUUGUGUUAGUAAAUAUAAAUACCACAUCAAAUUGACUCCUGGAAAUACUAAAGCUGGUAAAGCCAUCAAAAAUAUUAUUGGUUUGUGGAGUACUUGGAAAGACCAAAAAGAAAUAGAAAAAGUUCUUAUAUCAGGAAUAAGUACAGACGAAUAUAUUGGAGUAAUGAUGAGUGAUGUUACUGUUCAUCAACCUAAUGGAAAAAUUAAAACUCAAAAAUGGAAAGGAGGUUCUAACAAAGAGAAGAAAAGUAAAGGCAAAAAGUAA
Messenger RNA from Entamoeba nuttalli P19, 2880 nucleotides. RefSeq names its product zinc knuckle domain containing protein. Gene Ontology annotation, cellular component: RQC complex. Gene Ontology annotation, molecular function: tRNA binding; ribosomal large subunit binding; zinc ion binding. The transcript is spliced from 2 exons. The coding region runs from base 1 to 2880 and encodes 959 amino acids. NCBI's taxonomy places the organism in Eukaryota, Evosea, Mastigamoebida, Endamoebidae. Gene Ontology annotation, biological process: ribosome-associated ubiquitin-dependent protein catabolic process; rescue of stalled cytosolic ribosome. The record is from RefSeq and is a predicted model, not a curated record.